AUGCGGCUCGUCGUACGCGCCGCACCUUGGGCGCUGGCCCUGGGUUCCGCGUACGGCGCGGAGUGCGACGGCGGCCUGGUGGCCCACUGCAUCGUGGGACACGAGGCCGUCUAUGAGUCCAUCCUCCGGAUCUUCGUGCAGCGCGCAGCACCGCUGCCGUGCAGCAAGUUCUUUUAUGUUCUGGGCAUGUCCUCCCAAAGAAGUGAGACCUCCAAAGGAGGAGUCUACAAGUACAACGAGACCGUGCUUUGGGAGUCGGCCUGGAAGGUGAUGCCGCCAACUAGAUAUCUACUGGACCCACCUCCGCCGAAGGGACAGAAUCGGAUGACCUACUACCAGCCAGAUUGCCUCUUCCAAUGUAUCCACAUGUUCGACAAGGUUCGCCUGUGUUUGGAUUUGGUCCGAGAGCACGAGCAGGACACCGGGGAGCGCUUCAGUUGGAUCCUGCGCAGUCGCCCGGACCUGCUUUGGGACCCGGAGACCAAGCUGCCGCCUUUGGAUCAGUUGGCGCCUACGGGGAUCUAUACGCCGCGCCUCGCGGAUGGCUUGCAGGACUCCAUUUGCAAAGACCCAGUGCAACUGGUGCCACGGAACUUCGCGGAUCUUGUGUUCGAAAGCAUCUUGGACCGAUGUUUGCUGCGGCGGGACAUGGCCGGCAGAGUCUGGAACUGCGAUGCUUGGAUCGAGCGCUUCUGCGCUGCGCACGGGAUCCCCAUCUUCGAGCUGGACUUGAAGGCCAUCAUCCGGCGCUUGCCCAACAUUCACGAUGGAUUCCAUGACUACCAUGACCAGUGGCAUCAGCACGUUCGCUUUGCCACAGACCUGCUUCCAGACUCUAUUUAUAUCUUGGGCAACGAAGACAGCCGCUCACGACUGGGCUGGUCCAACUGGACCAGAGGUCUACCGGCAGAUUUCGAUCCGCAGGAGGGGUGUACCACUGUGGCAGACAGCCAGUUUUGCAUGCCGGUGAAUGCCUACCUGAUGCAUUUGCGGUUUGCCAUCAACGCUUCCGCGUUGCGGCGUGUAAACGCACUCUCCUUUGGGCUUUGGCGCACAUACCCGCGGAAUCUGCACUUUGGAGGUCUCGAGUCCAGGUUCCGGAAGAACGCAAGCCACUUCUGGUUCCGGCUGUGGUUUCCGGAGGUGACCGCAGACUUCUUGACGGAGGACAAGCGCAACUCCGCUGAGCCUGCCUUCCACUACAACCUCUGGACGCCCGUGCUGCUGCGGAGGGGCGACUGCAUCUUUUGGACCACCUGCGCCCGCAAAGCGGUGACCGAUCUCCGCUUCCCAGAGCCCAGGCGGCCCUUGGCGCGCGAGAGCCGCGUUUUGGUCCUCGCCUCGGGCACGUGGCCCGCGAGCCCCCGGAUGCGGCACACCGCGGGGCCCUUCCACGCGGUACAGCCGCGAGACCACAGCGCCCCGAGCGACACGGUCAAAGCCAUUCAGCUGACCAUCCUGCGCUCCGGCGGAACAUGGCCCGGGCCAAACUGGGACGAGGCGGGCGAAAAUGGCUUGGGCCGAUUGAAGACGCAGCGACUCGGUACCGAGCUUCGCCGCCACAACGUGGAGCUCUACAUCGCUGCUUUGCAGCAUUGUAGUUGGAUCCCCGGCUUCGAAUUUGGCACAAGGAGCACCUGGCACAGAGACUGGCAGAGACUGGCAGAGACGCUCGCAAAGCCAGAGUGGAGAACUUCUCCGAAGUGCUGCAUCAAGUUCUCAGCCAAUGAAGGCAGGACUUCCACGCCCGCGUGUAAUCCCUAUGCUUUAGGCUUUGCGACCUGCGCGCCAAGGCCGAAGUCCAGCUAA
Molecule: messenger RNA, 1809 nt
Organism: Effrenium voratum
Lineage: Eukaryota; Dinophyceae; Suessiales; Symbiodiniaceae
Source: the annotation of a GenBank genome assembly